AGCAUAGGUUUAUGAAUGAGAAUCCUGCCCCUCUUCUCUCUCUUUCAGAAAUCAGAUAUAGAUACUCUUUUGGCACUUCGAGAAAGGGAAAAAAUUAAUAAUAAUGAUAAUAAAGAAAGAAAGUUAAAUUUGAAGUACAAAAUGGAUGUCGUAACGUUCGGAAUCAUAGUCGGCAUAAUCUUGCUAUUUUUAUGCAUCGUUUGCUUCAUCACCAUUGAAGGCACCUGCAAGCGCCGCCACUCCUAAAUCCCUCCGCCUAACGGGCUCCCUGCUUUCUAGGGCCCUGUUAUUUACAAAAUCCUACUACUUGGAAGGAAUGGCGUGCCCUAAGAGUCAGAUCCGUUGUUUGCUGUUGUUUCCGGCUUUGGUUUUUGCGCUAUUCUCGGGUCCGAUCUUCGGCCAUUCUGAAAUUUGUGCGUCGCAGGUUCAUGAGUCCCAUAGUCAUCACCACUGCGAUCACGGACACGACCAUGCUCAUCACGAUCAUCAUCAUGAUGUUUCCUUGAAGCUUCCGGAAGAGUUGGCUGAGGAGGAGGAUCUGAAGUUGGACGGGUUCGGGUUCGGGUUCGAACACGACUACGAACAUGGUCACGAGCAUUUUGCUGCUUCGGAGCUCUCGGGCUUAGGUCUUUGGGUACAUGCACUGGGUUGCUCUUUUUUGGUGAGCAUGGCUUCUCUUGUAUGUCUAAUUAUCCUGCCAGUAAUAUUUGUACAAGGGAAACCGUCCAAGGCCAUUGUCGAUUCAUUAGCUUUAUUUGGGGCAGGAGCUAUGUUAGGAGAUGCUUUUCUUCAUCAAUUACCGCAUGCUUUUGGUGGAGAACAUUCCCACUCGCAUGAUCACCAUGCAGACAAUGCCUAUGAUGCUCAUUCUAGUGAUCUCUUGCAUUCACAUUCUUUGAAGGACCUCUCUGUCGGAAUUUCCAUUCUGGCUGGCAUUGUAGUUUUUCUUCUUGUAGAGAAGGCAGUGAGGUAUGUGGAAGAUAACUCUGGAGGAACUCAUGGAUGGAGUCAUGGCCAUCACCAUCAUCAUAAUAAGAGCAGUAAGAAAUUGAAGGGUGAUAAUGAUGCUCAUGACAUUGUGCAGUCACAAUCUUUGAGUGGAAAAAGAGAGACGAUGGAAACGUCAACUGAAGGAAAAGUUUUAUGUGAAGUGUCGAAUGAUUCUUCGAAUGGAGAUGAUGUGACCCAGCAUAAACUUCUUAAAAAGAGAAGCACUGGUGGUGGUGCUAGAGAAGAUAAAGCCAUUGUAGAUACUACAAAUAGCUUCACCGAUAAUUCUUAUCUCAAAGAAAAAGAUCCGGAUCGAUCGUCCACAAAUCUUGUGUUUGGUUAUCUCAAUCUCUUUUCUGAUGGUGUUCACAAUUUUACUGAUGGAAUGGCUCUGGGAAGUGCUUUCCUUCUUUAUGGAUCUGUUGGCGGGUGGUCUAGAACUCUAUUUUUGCUUGCACAUGAGCUUCCUCAAGAGAUUGGAGAUUUUGGCAUUCUUGUGAGGUCUGGUUUCAGUGUCUCCAAAGCCCUCUUUUUCAACUUCCUAUCUGCACUGGUGGCUCUAGCAGGAACUGCAAUGGCUUUGCUCUUGGGGCAAGAUCCAGGGCAGUCGUCUUUCAUCGAGGGAUUUACUGCCGGUGGAUUUAUAUACAUUGCAGUUGCUGGAGUGCUUGCAGAAAUGAAUAGCAACGCCAAGUCCUCGUUGAAAUGUACAGCAAUCCAUAUAACCUCACUAAUACUAGGCAUGGGUGUCGCCCUCUGGAUUUCCCUCGUAGAAUGAAUAUGUAUCAACUUUCAAUGCAAGUAACCGAGGCACAUGUAAAGUAUUGAUGCAUAUAUCUUUGAUACCUUUCAACAGCAUCCUUGGCUUUGAAGCACCCUACCUUUGUGAGGUUCACGUAAUAUUUAUAAAGCUAUUGUAUUGAAAGAGGAUAACAGAUUGGAAAGUGGUAGAGGUGAAACCUUGCCCUAUUUAGACGAUCUUACAUGCCGAUUGACAUAUCUUGUGUAAUAUGUUGAUUUGAGUGUAGAAAGAUGGUAAAUUUGUGAUUC
This is a messenger RNA of Juglans regia (Persian walnut), 2040 nucleotides long. RefSeq names its product IAA-alanine resistance protein 1. The transcript has 11 exons. Gene Ontology annotation, molecular function: zinc ion transmembrane transporter activity. Lineage: Eukaryota; Viridiplantae; Streptophyta; Magnoliopsida; Fagales; Juglandaceae. Gene Ontology annotation, cellular component: membrane. Gene Ontology annotation, biological process: zinc ion transmembrane transport; intracellular zinc ion homeostasis. The record is from RefSeq and is a predicted model, not a curated record. Bases 317 to 1768 code for a protein of 483 amino acids.